CCUGUUGCGUCUCCUCCGAGUCGUUUCAACCGUUUGAAUUCAAGAAGAAGAAGAAGAACAGCAUCAGUUCCAUUAAUUAAAUCAUCCAAAUGAAUCAGAUCUCGUUCCAUUACGUGAUGGCGGUGCUGGUGAUGGCCGCCAUCGCCGUGGUUUCGUCGACGGCGACGGCUGGCCGGAGUGGAAACCCGCGGAUCAGAUGGUCGAAUCACGGCAAUAAUAAUAACCAACGGAGGAGUGGAGCGAUGAUUGCAUCAGCUGAAGCGAGAUCCAGAAACAUUUACAAUUACCAUUUGAUAGCGGAGCACACGUCGCUAUUGAAGGAAGAAGGGAACUUGACAUCAAAGUUCGAAGGCAGCGGUGCUCUGGUCGAUCCUCGUUGUUCCAGUUGCAUUUCCAAUUGCCCUACCAGUUGCUAUCCACCUGGGACGUCACCACCCACUAAACCUCCGUGUCCUACCUGUACACCAACCCACCCAACACCUCCAACCCCUUAUACCCACCCAACACCCCCAACCCACCCAACACCUCCAACCCCUUAUACUCACCCAACUCCCCCAACCCACCCAACACCUCCAACUCCUUAUACUCACCCAACUCCCCCAACCCACCCAACACCUCCAACCCCUUAUACCCACCCAACACCCCCAACCCACCCAACUCCCCCAACCCACCCAACACCUCCAACCCCUUACACCCAACCAACACCCCCAACCCACCCAACACCUCCAACCCCUUAUACUCACCCAACUCCCCCAACCCACCCAACACCUCCAACUCCUUCUACUCACCCAACUCCCCCAACCAACCCAACACCUCCAACCCCUUAUACCCACCCAACACCCCCAACCCACCCAACUCCCCCAACCCACCCAACACCUCCAACCCCUUAUACCCAACCAACACCCCCAACCCACCCAACACCUCCAACCCCUUAUACUCACCCAACUCCCCCAACCCACCCAACACCUCCAACUCCUUCUACUCACCCAACUCCCCCAACCCACCCAACACCUCCAACCCCUUAUACCCACCCAACACCCCCAACCCACCCAACUCCCCCAACCCACCCAACACCUCCAACCCCUUAUACCCACCCAACACCCCCAACCCACCCAACACCUCCAACCCCUUAUACUCACCCAACUCCCCAAACCCACCCAACACCUCCAACCCCUUAUACUCACCCAACUCCCCCAACCCAUCCAACACCUCCAACCCCUUAUACCCACCCAACACCCCCAACCCACCCAACUCCCCCAACCCACCCAACACCUCCAACCCCUUAUACUCACCCAACUCCCCCAACCCACCCAACACCUCCAACCCCUUAUACCCACCCAACACCCCCAACCCACCCAACUCCCCCAACCCAUCCAACACCUCCAACCCCUUAUACCCACCCAACAACCCCAACCCACCCAACUCCCCCAACCCACCCAACACCCCCAACCCACCCAACACCUUCAACCCCUUAUACUCACCCAACUCCCCCAACCCACCCAACUCCCCCAACCCACCCAACACCUCCAACCCCUUAUACUCACCCAACUCCCCCAACCCACCCAACACCUCCAACCCCUUAUACCCACCCAACACCCCCAACCCACCCAACUCCCCCAACCCACCCAACACCUCCAACCCCUUAUACCCACCCAACUCCCCCAACCCAUCCAACACCUCCAACCCCUUAUACUCACCCAACUCCCCCAACCCACCCAACACCUCCAACUCCUUAUACUCACCCAACUCCCCCCGUAUGA
Molecule: messenger RNA, 1760 nt
Organism: Daphnia pulicaria
Lineage: Eukaryota; Metazoa; Arthropoda; Branchiopoda; Diplostraca; Daphniidae
Product: cell surface glycoprotein 1-like
Exons: 3
Coding region: 90-1760 (556 amino acids)
Source: RefSeq, a predicted model, not a curated record